AUGGUGAACAGUUUCUCCCAAGCUGAAGCUGUGGCGCUCUGCUAUGAGAACGUGAACGGAUCCUGUGUUAAAACUCCUUACUCCCCAGGUCCUCAAGCAGUUCUGUAUGCGGUCCUUGGUUUUGGAGCCAUGCUGGCUGUGUUUGGAAACUUACUGGUCAUUAUUGCUAUUCUUCACUUCAGACAGCUGCACACACUAAACCUUCUGAUCGCAUCGCUAGCCUGUGCAGACUUCUUGGUGGGAGUGACUGUGAUGCCCUUCAGCACGGUGAGGUCUGUGGAGAGCUGCUGGUAUUUUGGGGAGAGUUACUGUAAAUUUCACACAUGUUUUGAUUCUUCCUUCUGUUUUGCUUCUUUAUUUCAUUUAUGCUGUAUCUCUAUCGAUAGAUAUAUUGCUGUUACCAACCCUCUGACCUAUCCAACCAAGUUUACUGUCUCGGUGUCAGGAAUAUGCAUUGUUCUCUCUUGGUUCUUCUCUGUCACGUACAGCUUUUCUAUCUUUUACAAGGGGGCCAACGAGGAAGGGAUUGAGGAACUAGUCGUUGCUCUCACCUGUGUAGGAGGCUGUCAGGCUCCACUGAAUCAAAAUUGGGUUCUACUUUGUUUUCUUCUCUUCUUUAUACCCACUGUUGCCAUGGUGUUUUUAUACGGGAAGAUAUUUUUGGUGGCUAAACAUCAGGCCAGGAAGAUAGAAAGUACAGCCAGCCAAGCUCAGUCCUCCUUAGAGAGUUACACAGAGAGAGUAGCAAAGAGAGAGAGAAAAGCUGCUAAAACACUGGGCAUCGCUAUGGCUGCUUUCCUGGUCUCUUGGCUCCCGUACAUUAUUGAUGCUGUGGUUGAUGCCUACAUGAAUUUUAUAACUCCCUAUGUUUAUGAGAUUUUAGUGUGGUGUGUGUACUACAAUUCAGCUAUGAACCCCUUGAUAUAUGCUUUCUUUUAUCCAUGGUUUUGGAAGGCAAUCAAACUUAUCGUGAGUGGCAAAGUCUUAAGAAGGGAUUCAUCAACAAUUAAUUUGUUUUCUGAGGAAGCGGACAUCGGUUGACGCAAUUACCACAGGGAUUUUAAAACUAACGUGGGAUUAAGGUCAAGCGCAAAAUU
Messenger RNA from Camelus dromedarius (Arabian camel), 1097 nucleotides. It is a transcript of the gene TAAR9, whose product is annotated as trace amine associated receptor 9. NCBI's taxonomy places the organism in Eukaryota, Metazoa, Chordata, Mammalia, Artiodactyla, Camelidae. Gene Ontology annotation, molecular function: trace-amine receptor activity. Gene Ontology annotation, cellular component: membrane. Gene Ontology annotation, biological process: G protein-coupled receptor signaling pathway. The record is from RefSeq and is a predicted model, not a curated record.